AUGUCCUUCCAGCCCCCGCCCCCUCCAGGCAUUGGGUUCUACGGCUCAGCUUCGGCACACAGCAGCCGAGAUGAUCUUGCUUCGGCUGUGCAAAAUCUUGGCUUGGGCAGUCCCUCCAGGUCCAAAAAGAAGAGAGCCGCCAGGGCGUUCCAUACCGAGUUCAAUUCCCCGGUUGCUAGCGGAACCGUGACCCCCAAUCCAUUGCAGGCACCUUUUGCUGGCUCCCACCAGCCGUUUUCGCCUCAGGCUCCGUUUUCUCCCCAGGCCCCCCAUGCAUUUCCCCAAGCUGGCUCGCUUCCACAAUCGCCCCAAACAUAUCCCCAGGCUUCUCCCCAGCAGGCCCCGGCACUUGCCCAAGGUCUUGGUCUUACCGCUCAUCCUCCUAUCCCCCAGGAUAUGAACCGAGCUGCAAGUGGAAACCAAGAGCUUUCGUUACCCGAGUAUCGUCACUACACUAACCACGAGUACGUUACUCCCGUGGACGGCCAAUUCAAGUCAUUUUUAACCUUCAACAACGUGAUGCCUCCAGACGCCACUGCCCAGUUCCACGCGGUUGACCAGGGCACAGCCUCAUCCAAGUUCAUCAGAUCUUCCAUGUACUACGUCCCUGAAACCGAACAGUUGAGACUGGCAACCAAAUUGCCGGUUUCGGUCACCAUUAGACCGUUUGCACCCUUGCUCAGUACCGAGGAUCCUGUUCCAGUGGUGGAUAUGAGACGGCUCGAGUUCCCCAGUGACGAUCCCUUAGACAACGGCCCCAUCAGGUGUCGCCGGUGUAGAACCUACAUCAACCCAUCAAUGCAGUUCACCCAGUACGGGCGGUUUGUGUGCAACAUCUGUCAGUUUCCAAACAAUGUGGUUCCUAACGAUUAUGCUUCCUUGUUGGAUAACCAGAGUCAAAGAGUGGACAAGUUCAUUCGUCCAGAAUUGCAUAAAGGAGUUUAUGAUUUAAUCGUUCCCAAAGAAUAUAAUUUCGAAGGAUCGGAAUCCAAUCCUAAGCCCUUGCAUCAUUUGUUUUUGAUCGAUAUCAGUGAACAGAGCAGAAAGCAAAACAUCCCUGUCUUGCUUGCCGAUGCAAUCAGAGCAAGUUUAUACAACUAUGAUUCUGACGUGGAUGCCCCAAGCCCCAAAAUCUCGAUAAUUGCAUUUGACAAGAAAAUUCACUUCUUCAACUUGUCCUCAACUUUGGAUAGUACCCAAAUAGUGAUAUCUGCAGAUCUCGAAGAUCCAUUCGUUCCAUUUAGUGAGGGUCUCUUUGCCGAUGCUGAAGAAAGCAGGCAUGUCAUCGAGGACGCCCUUAACCACAUUGAAUCAUUAUGCUCUACGAAGGGUAUUGCAGACUCCGAACCAAGUUUCUCAGCAGCCUGUAGGAUUGCAAUGAUGUGUCUUGAAACCGUUGGUGGUGGUAAGAUCACUUCCGUGUUGUCUGUUUUGCCUUCAUGGGGACCGGGGAGUUUGAAAUAUAAGGAUAAUAAGGCAAUAGGUAGAAGCCCAGCACCAGAAGUCGAGAAAGCCAUCUUCCUUCCUGAUAAUGAGUACUACAAGUUGUUGGCAAAAGAUUUUAUUUCAAAGAGUGUCGGUUUGGAUGUUCAUGUGGUUUCACCUACUGCAGUUGAUCUCUCGAAUAUUGGUUGGCUUUCAUCUAUUAGUGGUGGUAACAUCAGUAGAUGGACUAACUUUGAUUUUGAGAGAGACAGUAGGGCUUUUACUGCGACGUUCGUUAACUCCUUAAAAAAAUCAAGGGGAUAUCAGGGUCAGCUUAAAUUGCGUUGCUCAAAUGGUUUGCAGGUCAGUCAGUAUUAUGGCACUUCAUCUUCAGGAACGGAAACUACAGUUGGGGGUACUAUUACUGAUCCAAUUGUGCCUAUUCUUGGAGAAGAUCAAACAUUUACAAUCUUGCUUGAGUAUGAUGGCAAGUUGAGUACGAAGUACGACUGUCAUUUCCAAGCUGCUUUAUUGUACACCGAUCCUCAAGGAUUGAGAAAAGUUAGAGUUAUCAACUUGGUAUUAGCAGUCAGUGAAAGGCUCGAAGAUGUCUUCAAUUUUGCGGACGAGAAUGCGAUAGUCACUGCUAUUGCCAGAGAUACCCUCUCAUUCCUUGGUAAGCAGCCUUUAAAUGAAUUGCGUGAUUCUGUGAACCAAAAGUUAGUGGACAUUUUCACCCAGUAUAGAGCUAUGAGUGAAUUGGGUCAUAAUAGAAACAGAACUUUGACAAACCAGUUGCUAUUCCCAGACUCACUCAAGCACUUACCACUUUACAUCUUGGCCCUUGUCAAAAGCAAGGCACUUCGGAACUCAACGGGUCUUUCUGCAGAUGCAAGAUUAGCUGACUGUUUCCAAAUGCUUAAUAUGCCUAUUGAGAGAUUGGUAUAUCACUUAUACCCAGCAUUGGCAGAGCUCCAUUCCAUCCAAGAAGACGAAGCAUUUUUUGAAGAUUUCCAUGGAUUCAUUGAUUUGCCCAGGUUCAAUGAAUUGUCAUUCAAGAAAAUGGAACAUGGUGUUUACAUCCUUUGUGACGGAUUAAACAUUUUCGUUUGGGUUGAUCCCGAAGCCAAUAUCUUGCUUCUCAAAGAUUUGUUUGGAGAAGAAAUAGAAUCCGCCUCUCAAAUUCUGCCACUCAUUGACGAAUUACCUGAAUUACCAACUCAGAUAUCUGAGCAAGCUAGAAAUAUUAUCAAGUAUUUCCAGUCAUUUAUUGUCGGAAUCCCAACAGUUGAAUGCGCGGGAAUUAGAAUUGUUAGACCAGGCAUCGAUGGCUCUGUCAGUGAGUUCAAGGAUGCUUUGGUGGAAGAUGGGUUGCAGGGAUCGGUUAUAUCUAGUAGUGGUUCUAGUUACCCUGAAUUCUUGUCAAACUUGCAUAAAGCUAUUAGAGUUCAAUUGGACAACGACAAAUCUUCCAAUAAGGUCAAAAAGUCUGUCACUGCUGCAGAACACCACCAGGAAGGAUUUGCUAAAAGGUUGAUUAACUUUUAG
This is a messenger RNA of Suhomyces tanzawaensis NRRL Y-17324, 2973 nucleotides long. RefSeq lists its product as uncharacterized. The transcript has a single exon. Gene Ontology annotation, biological process: intracellular protein transport; COPII-coated vesicle cargo loading; endoplasmic reticulum to Golgi vesicle-mediated transport. NCBI's taxonomy places the organism in Eukaryota, Fungi, Ascomycota, Pichiomycetes, Serinales, Debaryomycetaceae. Bases 1 to 2973 code for a protein of 990 amino acids. Gene Ontology annotation, cellular component: COPII vesicle coat; endoplasmic reticulum exit site. Gene Ontology annotation, molecular function: zinc ion binding; SNARE binding. The record is from RefSeq and is a predicted model, not a curated record.